Messenger RNA from Pecten maximus, 556 nucleotides. Its product is annotated as heat shock 70 kDa protein 12A-like. NCBI's taxonomy places the organism in Eukaryota, Metazoa, Mollusca, Bivalvia, Pectinida, Pectinidae. The transcript has 4 exons. The record is from RefSeq and is a predicted model, not a curated record. Bases 1 to 540 code for a protein of 179 amino acids.
AUGGCUCCCUAUAAUAGAGUAUAUGACCAUAAACAGUACGGCGACAUCCAGAUACGUAGUAUUACUCGAGAAUCCAUUCUUAAAGAUGACAAAGGAAAACCAUUGAACGCCAUGACAGUAUUCUCAACAGUCGUAUCACACCUCCGACAAGAUGCGCUCAGCAAAAUAAAUGAGCGAUCCGAUGGUCCAGGCUUUAAGGAGGACGACAUUCGCUGGGUACUCACUGCUCCCGCUAUCUGGUCUGACCAGGCGAAGCAGUUCAUGAGGGAGGCGGCAAACAAGGCUGGAAUACGUUCCUGUCAGCUUGACAUCGCCUUGGAACCAGAGGCAGCCUCCAUCCAUUGUAAACACAUAUCUGUCAACAAACGAGGACCGAAGGAUGAAGAGGACUGUGCUGGCAUGGAAUCGUUUCGUCCUGGCACUAAAUACAUGGUGCUAGAAGCAGGAGGAGGUGCAGGAAGACGGCACACUCCACCAAGUUUACAUGGCGAACGGAGGCAACUGGGGAGGGACAAUGCGACUGGGGAGGGACAAUGGUAGACGUGGCGUAUGAAGA